AAGUGUACUUACGCCGUAAUUCACCCCCCACUACUACUGCUAACCGCUCCCCGGCUUUUUAAAGCUCGCGUCGGCACCCGCCAUCCCUUUCCACACUUGCUCUUCUCCCGGGCUUCCUCCUUCCACGCGGCCAGCGGCGCCUUUAUUACCCCAGUACGUAUCUCUCUCUCUCUGAUCUCGGACCAUGGCGACACGGUCGGCGCACAGGCGGCAGGAAUUCAGCUUCGCAGGGGACGAGGGGGCCGACGACGAGCGGCGGCGCGCGAUGCUGCCGCCGCGGCUGCCGGAGUUGGCGGCGAACCCGAUGGCGCCGCGGGCAGGGGAGGAGGAGUUCCGGUGGCUUCAGGAGUCGAGGCUCGGCUCGCCGGAAUCGGCCGUCUUGUCCGGGUCCGGCACGCCGUCGCCGCGGCUCUGGACGCACCUCGACGACGACCGGAGGCUGUACCCGGCGUCGGCGGGGAGCUCGCCGCCGGGGCCGUCGCGGGCGCAGGCCAUCGCCGGGUACCGCCGCGAGAUGCUCGACCUCGUCCGCGGCCUCCCCGAGGCCGCCUACGAGCUCUCCCUCCGCGACAUCGUCGAGCAUCGCUCCUCCCCCCCUCUCCCUCCUCUCCCACCUCCGCCGCCCGCCGUCGCCGUCGCCGGGGAAGAAGAACUAGGAUCAAGGAAGCAGGGUGCUACUACUGCUGCUACUACUACUACGGUGGCGACUACGGUGGCGGCGGCCAUGGCGGACGACGAGGAAGAUUACGAGGAACAGAGGAAACAGAGCAUCGGGGGGAAGAAACAGGGGAAACAGGGGAGGAAGAAGAUGGGGAGGGCGCGGAGCCGGAGCAUGGAGCGGAGCGUGAGCCUGGACACGGGGCUGCUCAUCAAGCUCUUCAUGCCGCUCUCCGUCGGCGGCGGCGGCCGGACCAAGAAGAAGAAGGUCUCGCCUUCGCCCAAGCCUGUGGCUGACAAGGACGGCCUGAAGAAGAAGAAGAAGCAGGGGAGGAAGAAGAGGAAGGAGGGGGAGGAGGAGGAGUGGUGGAAGAAGAGCGAGUUCAGCAGCGAGGCGGGGAGCAGCAGCAGGACCAGCAGCUCCGGCAGCAGCAACAGCAAUGGCAGCGCCAUUGGCAUUCCUGCUGGCGCUGCCGGCGGCACGACGAAAGCUCCGGCCAAGACUAUGAUCAGAAAGAGACUUGGGUGCUAUGGUUUCUUUAGGUCAGAUAAGAGCAAAAAUGGAGCCAUACAAGAGUAAGGAAACGACAAGGAGAGAAGGGAAGGACUCCUCUGAUGAUCAGCUCAUGAACACCAGCAUGUCAACCAAAACAAAAUCAUCACUGCUGAUGCACAGAAAUGGAGCUCAUGGAAGCAACAACUUGAUUAACUUGCAUGCCUAGAAUUGGUGCAACAUGCAUGCUGUGGCCCCUGCUCAUGCACAAAACAGAUACAUCUUGUCAAUGGAGAGGCAGAUCAUUUAUCCAACAACAGCAGUACUGAAGUCUUUGCUUUGCCACAUAUGCUGUACUUCCUUUACCUUUUUCUGGAGGAAAAUCUGCUGUAUUUUCUCAAACAAUCACAUCUCUAGCUAGCUUGUACUAUCCUCUUGUUUGUACAUGUCCUAAUGCAAUAGUACUGUUUUUGUUCACUAGUUGUCCAUCUAGAAUAAAACUGCAGAGAUUGUGGUU
Brachypodium distachyon (stiff brome) is the source of this 1667-nucleotide messenger RNA. RefSeq lists its product as uncharacterized. Lineage: Eukaryota; Viridiplantae; Streptophyta; Magnoliopsida; Poales; Poaceae. The coding region runs from base 185 to 1237 and encodes 350 amino acids. The transcript has 2 exons. The record is from RefSeq and is a predicted model, not a curated record.